GCUGAACACACAUUUACAGAGUCACCAAGCAUCCGCCAGGAACUAAACCGGCCGCCGACAUUACAAGUUUAGUAUCUUGCAGCCGGUCCAAGCUGCAGCAAGACGCGCAGGCUGUGCGUAAUAGCCCUCAUGACGCGCGGGUAAACCGGGCUGGAUGUAGAUCGAGAUUGAAGCUACCGGUGUAAGAGCAGUUGUGUGUGGGACGUGGGGGAGGGGGAGGGGGGGAUGAGAGAUGUCCCCGUCGCUCAUGGACACAAGGGACGGAACCAACAGCCCCUGCUCCCUGUCCGCUGAGGAGAGCAACAGCAACACGGCUGGAUCGGAGAGAGAAGGAGACGGACAACAGGUGGGAAAAACGGGGGGGAAAAGACGAGAGAAGAACAGAAACGCGGCCAGGAAGACCCGCCGAAAGCAAACAGAGAGAGCCGACGAACUUCACGAGGAGCUUCAGCGUCUCGAGCAAUCAAACUCCUCCCUUCAAAAUGAGAUCACCGGAUUGCAGAAAAGCCUCAAACGCUACACAAAAGUUCUGGCACGUCAUGAGCCUCACUGCUGCCUCCGAGCCUCUGCGUCCACCUCGAGAAAACACGUCUCCGCGUCCCACUCAGGUGGCUGUCAGAGCACCUCAGGCCCACCUCCGAGGUUCACUCCCCAGGCUCAGAGCUCCACUCUGGCUACUCCCGCUUUGGUCUCCUCCAGCCUGGGUCUUCAAGCCCAUCUCGCAUCCUCAGCUUCUCCUCCAACAUUCUCCUUGUCUUCUGGCUUUUCUGCCAAACUCGUCAUCCCCUCCUACUCUGGCCCUGCAACUCUUCCUUAUUCCGUCCCAGAUCGUCACUCUUUAUUCAGAAAAGAGCCUCCAAACACCACAAGUCCGACAGGGGUUGGGCCCCUUUGCACCAGCCUUCUUUCAACCUCUAUAACCCCCAGCCCCCUCACCGCAGCAGCUCAGCCUCAAUCAGGGCGGGAAAACCUCCACGGAACCUCCUCAGCGCAUGCAAACGUGUGUUUUCCUCCUCUUAAUUCUGCCACAUUGGAUGCUUUUUUAAUAAAGCAAACCUCUGUGGUGCCCCCUUACCAAAUGUUGGCGGUAGAAACUGGAGGUCCAGUAUUCCAAGCUUGUCCCAUGAAUGUGCCCCAGCUUCCUCUGGGUCAGCACAGUGGAAAUCCAAACGGCUCAGGUCCGCUGCUACCACCAACUCUUCAUAAUCCUGCUUUUCAAUCACCUCAGGCAAACUUGGAGCUGCCUCUUGCCGCUGCCUCCUUCGGUUACAGACAACAAACAACCGAUCAAGAGUCUCUGCUCUCCCUGCUCACAAUCCCGAGUCCUCUGAACAGCAGCUGCAGCAGCUCCGACACACUUGUCGGUCAGCCUUCGCCCUCGCAGCCUCUGCUGGGCGAUCCCUCAGGUGACCUUUCUCUUUCUGAGCUGCUGGAGAUGGAUGAUUGGAUCCUAAGUGGAACUAGUGAUCAAUAACGCUACAUGUCACAAGGCCAUGGAGGUUCAGCGCCCUAUUUCAAAUUUUCAAAUUUACAUGUUUUCAGCUAUUUAAUUGAAAUCUGAGGAUUUGGGUUUCAGCUCUCUUCCAGUAGAACUGACUGUUUAAAGCAACUACUGCAUAAUGCCAGGUUUUAUAGACGAUUUUCACAUCUGAUAUCCAGUUGGUGGUUAUUAAUGGUAACUGGCAUCAGAAAAUGAAUCAAGAUCUGAGCUGUUGCCCUUAAUCAUCUCUUUCCUCUGCUUAAAGGGAGACUCACAUAUUUAUACAACUGACAACCCAUGUCUGGCAUUUCUCUUAAUGCAACCUGUAGAAUGUUUAAUUAGACUUUCAUUGUCUGAGAAUAUAAACCGUGUUUAUUAAACCCUAUGCCCCCAUUUAAAACACAAGCUUUCGGAUAUCACUGAAGCUCAAACUGAGAUUAACCCUGAUGAAAACACUAUCACUGUCGUUUUCUCAGAUUGAUCAGAGCCAUAGACAACAACAUACAACGGUUUCCAUAAGUUGUGUAAUGCUCAAAUUUAAUAAUCAAUAAAAACGAUAAAAAGUUGUCUCCCAUAGAACGCAGUCAACUGCGUAAAGGAGACUCAUAUAUUUGUUAAACAAGUUUCCUGUGGCUGCUAAAUUCUCCAUCUUCCGCUGACAACAGGCACCGCUUUGUUCAGUGAACGAGAAGCUUGUGAGUCCGUUGAUUUCAGGCUCAAAUCCAGCAGUGGAAACUUUUUCUUAGUUUUGAAUUUUGUAUAAAUCAAAAGUGGGCAUCAUGGCUUUCAGACAAAUACUGACUCAACACUCUACAAAUUUGACUUGUUAUUUUAAAAAGAGGUGGAGUAAACACUUCCUCACCACUUCAUGGAAAGAAGAAAAAUGUGCCUGCAGCUGCAAUAUUUAAAAUAUAUAUGAGGGUGCCAAAGUUAACCACACAGCCUGCGAACUGGCUGCAUGUGAUAUUUAUCCUGAUUUACCGAUAGGAAAGUUUAUUAUAUUACUCUUUUCUUUGUUUUACCUCGUUCAAAAUACAUUCUAACAUAUUCCGCUGCUACUAGUUAUUUAUUUACGGUAUAUGCAAUAUUUCAAUCCAAGAAAAAAUUUGGUGUGUCAGUUUGAUUCUUAAUAAAUUCUUUUGGUUUCUAUAUUUUACAUAGACUGUAUAUAAAGGUGGAAAUGCGCCAAACCAGCUUCACUCGCAGGACACAUUGUGCAAAGAAGCAGUCAGCUUUACUGUCAUAGAAUGUGGACAAGUUAGUUUCCCUCACCAACUGCCUAAAGAACGACUAGCUAAGAGGACCUUGAGAGGCAUUAGAUUGUGUCAUGGUGUGGUUAAUGGUUGUUUGACAAAAAAUAUAAAAAAUGUCAACCAUCCUAUAAAAAGAAUAGCUAAGAAGCUCAAAUAAUUUCUGUUUGAUUUAAAAAUAAAAGAAAAAAGUUUUAUUCAACUAUACAAUGGCUAAGAAGCUCGACUUCUGUUUAGGAUGAAGAUUAUAUUAAUGUUCCAUAUGGAAUAGCAAAGAUAACUGCUAAAGAACUGCUGAGUUGCAGCACCAUUGUUUUGUUUAUUUAUGAAUAUAAAAGAAAUGUUCAAUGUAUAUAUCUGUCUUUUCACAAAAAUAUACCGAGAAAAUUGGUAAUGUGAUUAAUCAUGAUUAAUCCAUAGAAACCUGUGAUUAAUUUGAUUACAAAUUUUAAUCAUUUCACAGCCCUAGUAAUAAUAUCUACAUAAAAUGUUUUUAUUGUGGGCUUUUUUAACGAUUGUAUUAUUCAUAUUUUGGUUUUCCAUAUGAUGGUUUAUGGGAUAAAUCUGCUUCAUACACAAUAUAUCUACAGUUCUUUGGGAAAUUGUAUUCCAUGUAGCAGUUUCAGUAGCUUUAUAGGAAGAUGUUGAGUCUGUAUGUCUGUUAUGACCUUUUUUGUAUUUCUUUUGUAUUUAUGUAUUAAUUAUUAUAUUGAUUGCAUUAAAAUGUUAAUUACGGUUAAAUUUACAAUUCUGUUUAAUCUAUAUUAUAUAAGGCUAUUCCAAUAUUGUUUACAUACAGUUUGAUGAUCACUGUGUUUAUAUUGAAAGAUGAAAUAACAUGAUACCCUAAAAGUUUAAUUCAGUCAAAUUUGACUUAAAUACAUAGUUUUGCUGCUUUAGAUUGGUUGUUAUUGGUUGUGUGGUUUUUGCUACAAACUUCGCACAUGUGACUAAUGGAUAAAGCACAAAAGGUAAACAUAAGCAAAACUGACCUCCUCACAAAUGACAUUACCCAUCAGAGAAAGGAUUUGAGAAAUCUUAAAUCAAAGUCCCCCCCCCCCCUUCAGUCUUUGAUGGCAUCUUCCACUUCCUGUGGGCUGUCUCUUGCCAGGUGUCAGUCCUUUAUUAUCAGGGGAUCCCCGUAAGACAAACAAAAAGGUAAGCGUUAUAAAACAGAACAUGUGACCAAACGUUAACUCAAUUCUGUGCACCCAGAAUUAGACACAAACCCCCUAACCGGAUAAAUAAUGUUACGUGUGUUUUGUCAUCAUUUGAAAAUGUUUAGGUGUAAAAUGUGAUCAUAUCUGCUCGUAUGCAUCUUAGGAGCUCAACUUCGAUGGUGAACAUAGUAAUCAUUAUAUACUGUAUGUAAAAUAAGCACCAGGCAGCUCAAAUCUCUGCUGCCACCUACAGUGUGUGUUCUAAUAUGCUUCUGAUGUUUUAUUAUGAUGUGUAUCUUACUGUAUAUUGAAGUGUGUGACAAUGAUGUGUAUUUUAUAUUUAUAGUUAUUCCCUUCGGAGCUGCUUCCGGUUCUCUGUAAUCAUGUAAAGUGACUGUGAGCAUUAAAUGCCAUACAAAUCAAA
Molecule: messenger RNA, 4314 nt
Organism: Platichthys flesus (European flounder)
Lineage: Eukaryota; Metazoa; Chordata; Actinopteri; Pleuronectiformes; Pleuronectidae
Gene: batf2
Product: basic leucine zipper ATF-like transcription factor 2
Exons: 3
Coding region: 233-1474 (413 amino acids)
Biological process (GO): regulation of transcription by RNA polymerase II
Cellular component (GO): nucleus
Molecular function (GO): DNA-binding transcription factor activity, RNA polymerase II-specific; RNA polymerase II cis-regulatory region sequence-specific DNA binding
Source: RefSeq, a predicted model, not a curated record